Molecule: messenger RNA, 1152 nt
Organism: Batrachochytrium dendrobatidis JAM81
Lineage: Eukaryota; Fungi; Chytridiomycota; Chytridiomycetes; Rhizophydiales
Exons: 8
Coding region: 67-1152 (361 amino acids)
Biological process (GO): protein phosphorylation; intracellular signal transduction
Cellular component (GO): cytoplasm
Molecular function (GO): ATP binding; protein serine/threonine kinase activity
Source: RefSeq, a predicted model, not a curated record
AGUUUACAUUACAAUAUUGAAAUAUCAUACAGCUAUUUUAUUUUUAAACUUGAAAAGUAGUGUAAAAUGAAAGCAAAAGAACCUCAAUCGAUACAUACAGCUGUCCAGCAGACUUGUCAACAACCACCAUCAACAGGACAGACUGUUGCCCAUCGUCAGGUAGACAUACACGCUCGGUCAGGUUCUGCACAGUCUAGAGUAUCUGGCACACCAGGAAGUCCUCAAACUCCACGCCAUCCGUCAGAAAGUCAGCGUAUAGGUCCAUAUGUACUAGGAAAAACACUUGGCGUAGGAAGUACAGGCCGAGUUAAACUUGGAUUACACAUUGAGACAAACCAGCGAGUGGCCAUAAAAAUCAUUUCAAAAGAGAUAUUGGAUCCAAAUGAAAAGUGUGUCAAAAAGGACGAUAUGAAUCGCAAACUGGAGCGUGAAAUCACAAUCAUGAAGUUGAUUCGACAUCCAAAUGUUUUACAGCUUUUGGAUGUUUACGAGACCAGCAAAGAGCUAUUUUUGGUUUUGGAGCACGUCGAGGGCGGAGAGUUGUUUGAUUACUUGGUAAAAAAAGGUCGGCUAAAUGAUGCCGAGGCGGUUUCGUUUUUUCAACAAAUCAUCAUGGGCGUUGAGUACUGCCAUCAGCACCUAAUUUGUCAUCGUGAUUUAAAGCCAGAGGCAAGUGAUUGCCGAUAUGCUUGCCAUUUAAACUUGCUGUUAGACAAGAACCGCAAUGUCAAAGUUGCAGAUUUUGGUAUGGCCAAUAUGCAAGUUCCAAGUAAAAUGUUGGAAACCAGUUGUGGAUCUCCCCAUUACGCCAGUCCAGAAAUUAUCAAAGGAAUUCGAUAUGAUGGUGCUGCGUCUGAUAUAUGGAGCUGCGGUAUAAUUUUGUAUGCUCUUAUCACAGGAAAUCUUCCAUUUGACGAUGAAAAUAUCCGUCGAUUAUUGAACAAGGUCAAGACUGGACUGUUUUUCAUUCCCGAUCAUGUUGGUCCAGAGGCACGCGAUCUUAUCAAACGAAUGCUUGUUGUUGAUCCAGCAAAGCGAAUUUCAAUGAAGGAUGUCAUUCAGCAUCCGUGGUUUCAAUCUCGUCCGAUAAAAAAUGACAGUCAUUACCCUUCUCCAUUGGAAACUGCAUCUGUAGGUGUAGCUAUGUUUUAA